UUUUAAAUGGAUAUUAGACAUGUUUUACAUGUAAUUGGGGAAAAAUAAAAUUCAAACAAAAAGAGGAGCGGGGCCGGCAGCCGAGCUGUUGUCCUUGACCUAAGGACCCCAGCUGCCCCUUGGGACGUCGAGGGCAACCACAACCGCGGGGUCGUGGGUAGCGGGGGCUGCUCCGAGCGCCCCUCACCCCGGGCAGGAGGCGGCCUGGGCUCGGUCCCCGCACCCCUCAGGCUCUCGCGGGCAGCGAGCUCUAGGGUCAGGCUUCGCUUUGGGAAUCCGAGACACCAGCGUCGGCCUUCCAGCCCCGCUGGCUAGGCUUCACGUCCCUGAACACUCCGGUCGCCACCCCUCCACUCCGAAGCUCAGUGGAAUCGCCUGGCCCAUUCAUUUCCUCCCCACACCCCCACCCGACAGGGCGCGAUUCCUCUUCCUCCCCGUAUGCUGCAUUACAAUGGUACAGUCUUCUCUCUCCUCGCCCUCCCCUCUUCAGAAGCGCAUCACACAGGCGCCGUAGGGCUGUCUAGGUCCUUUUUGACCUCCUCCUACCUCCGUAGCAGGAAUCUCGGUGACACGUUUCCAUGGGGCCUUCGGUAGCGUGUUCGGAAGGGGGGCGUGAAAGGAGGCGUGGCUAGGACCUUUAAAGGGGCCGCGCCUCAGGUGAACCUGGACCUUAGCCGACCUGGCGCUGGACUAUCCCAAUCCGAACCUGUAAACUAAGGGGAACAUUGGCUACUGACCAGGCUCUGGGAGGAAACUGUACCUGACUGCUUGGCAGGGCCUGAGCCACGUCCACACCCCAGACCCUCCUGGAGGCUUGACUGGGAGCUUCUAGAGCUGCCUGCUUGGCACAGCUUAGUGACAAAUUUCAGCUUCCUUUCUUCCCCCAGUGUGAACCAUGUCGGGAAAGGUGCUGGUGACCGGAGGAGCUGGCUACAUUGGCAGCCACACCGUCCUGGAGCUACUGGAGGCUGGCUACCAGCCCGUGGUGAUUGACAACUUCCACAACACCAUCCGAGGGGAGGGGCCCAUGCCUGAGAGCCUAAGGCGAGUGGAGGAACUCACCGGCAAGAAGGUGGAGUUUGAGGAGAUGGACAUCUUAGACAAGGCAGCCCUGCGGGGCCUCUUUAAGAAGCACAGCUUCAUAGCUGUGAUCCACUUCGCCGGGCUCAAGGCUGUCGGGGAGUCAGUGCAGAAACCCCUGGAGUAUUACAAGGUCAACCUCACAGGGACCAUCCAGCUGCUGGAGAUCAUGAAUACGCACGGUGUGAAGAACCUGGUGUUCAGCAGCUCAGCGACCGUGUAUGGGAACCCCCACUACCUGCCCCUGGAUGAGGACCACCCCACUGGGGGCUGUACCAACCCAUACGGCAAAUCCAAAUUCUUCAUCGAGGAGAUGAUCCGGGACCUGUGCCAGGCAGAGAAGGCCUGGAAUGCCGUGCUGCUAAGAUACUUCAACCCCAUCGGAGCCCACGCCUCUGGCCGCAUCGGUGAGGACCCACAGGGCAUCCCCAACAACCUGAUGCCCUACGUCUCCCAGGUAGCAGUUGGACGUCGGGAAGUCCUCAACGUCUAUGGCAAUGACUACGACACAGUCGAUGGGACAGGUGUCCGGGAUUACAUCCAUGUUGUGGACUUGGCCAAGGGCCACAUCACAGCCCUGAAGAAACUCAAGGAACAAUGUGGCUGUCGGAUCUAUAACCUGGGGACUGGCACUGGCUAUUCUGUGCUACAGAUGGUGACUGCCAUGGAGAAAGCCUCCGGAAAGAAGAUCCCGUAUAAGAUUGUGGCCCGCCGGGACGGGGACGUGGCUACCUGCUAUGCCAACCCCACACUGGCCCAGGAGGAGCUGGGCUGGAAAGCGGAUUUUGGCCUAGACAAGAUGUGUGAGGACCUUUGGCGGUGGCAAGAACAGAAUCCAACAGGAUUUAGCAGCCAGGCCUAAGCAGCCACUCAGGAACAUGGGAAAUGAGGGACCUCCCUAGGCUGAGCUUUAACUUGGGCCUUAUCCCAUCUCCGGCCUCCCUAGGAUGAAGAGAGGGAGGGGCAGAUGCUGAACCUCAGACCCCAGCUAAGCUUGACUCCUGUUUACUCAGGAGGGCCAAGGAGAGAGGCCAGGGCCUUAUCUUCCUACCUCACUCCAUCUCACUCUCCCCUGAUGCAGGGGAACUCUUUCUACCAAGAGCUGAAAACUCAUCUCUUCCCUCUCCAAGAUCAAGAUCCAUCCAAGAGGGGGACCUGCUGUGGUCCCCAAAGCGCAAGGGGGUUGGAUGGGGAGCCAUGGGUCAGGCCCAGCCCCGCUCCUCCCAAAAGUCAUUUCUAGUCUUGUAAUCAGGUCGACAAAUAAAAGUUUCUUACACUUUG
Messenger RNA from Dromiciops gliroides (monito del monte), 2361 nucleotides. RefSeq names its product UDP-galactose-4-epimerase (gene GALE). The transcript has 12 exons. Gene Ontology annotation, cellular component: cytosol. Gene Ontology annotation, biological process: beta-D-galactose catabolic process via UDP-galactose, Leloir pathway. Gene Ontology annotation, molecular function: UDP-glucose 4-epimerase activity. The record is from RefSeq and is a predicted model, not a curated record. Bases 896 to 1942 code for a protein of 348 amino acids. NCBI's taxonomy places the organism in Eukaryota, Metazoa, Chordata, Mammalia, Microbiotheria, Microbiotheriidae.